Messenger RNA from Corticium candelabrum, 1309 nucleotides. RefSeq lists its product as uncharacterized. Lineage: Eukaryota; Metazoa; Porifera; Homoscleromorpha; Homosclerophorida; Plakinidae. The transcript is spliced from 5 exons. The coding region runs from base 180 to 1151 and encodes 323 amino acids. The record is from RefSeq and is a predicted model, not a curated record.
GUGUUUACUACUGUACAGCUAGUAAGUUCAUACCUGCACUUUACUAAAAUCUAAUAUCAAAUUUCAUAUUGUAUAAGUUGACAAACCACGCGGUACUGUACGCUCCAAUUCUGUUACCUUCUCAGUUCUUGCACUUCGCACUCACUGUCACCUGCACCCGCGCCCACAAGAGUGUUCACAUGACACAAUCACUUGCUGUCGCUCUAUCUGGAGUCCUCCUUUUAUUUCUCGAUUAUGCCCCAACCAAUGGAAGUAGCUACUACGUCCUGAUAGAGGCAGGAGAGUACGUAGGAGGACCAGAAUGUUGCAAGUACGACAAUCCAUUCGCUACAGCGUCCGCUAACGGUAUCGUGCACGGAUACACGGCUAACGGCAACACUUACCUCAUCGUCAAUGGUACAGACGUCAAUCAAGUGCUCGCGCAGGCGCUAGACACCGGACUGGACAAAGACUCAAGUACCGACUCACUUGAUCACUGUGGGGCGUGGCUCAACUCGGUCCACUACGACGGUCACGUCUUUCGCGGUUUCUAUCACGAAGAAUGGCGAUGUGAUUAUGCCAAGAACUUUUAUACAAAUAAAAGCAUCGCGUACGCAGAGUCCGAGGACGGCGUACAUUUCACAAAGCCAGGACACCCACACAACGUCAUAAUUUCCGCUCCCAACACAACGACCGGACACCAGACUGGCCAGGGCGACCACGGAUCCGUAGUUGUGGAAGAUUUUUACUAUUUGUAUUAUCGUGACUGGGCAACGUGGCGAAUCGGCUUAGCGCGAUCUCCGGUAUCUUCUGGAGGCAAGCCGGGAACAUGGAUGAAGUAUUACAAUAACGAAUUCUCUGAGCCUGGAAUUCGUGGUCAAUCUAGUGGUAUCGGAGCCGGCAAUCUGACCGGUACCGCUGUCUACCGGUUGUCGACUCUUGGAGCACUGGUGGCCGUCGGAGAAGGAUCACCUACGUUGUCGUUCUCACCGGACGGGCUUCGUUGGCUACGAAUGAAGAUGCCCCUCAUUCACACAGACGAAAGUCAAUGGAACAGAACUCUGGCAAAAGGGGUUUUCCUAGGACUUAGUUGCGUAUCCGGCUCUGAUUUCCGACGGAAACGACCUAACCAACCACUUCUAUCUCUACUAUACCUACCUCGAGCCACGUGACACAUUCGCACACCGAUACCUUGCACGCAAACGUGUAUAUCUCAAUAUGAACGCCAGUAACGUCAACGACGAUUUCUUCUCUCUACCCGUCUUGGGAGCUCUAGCUGUUUGGUACAACGACAAGGAUAACGACACGUGGGCGACGUCGGCCAUGGUGC